AUGGAAGACGGAAAGAACGCCAAUCCGCUUGUCCUCAACCCUUCCGAUUUACCCACCCGGAAGCGGCGGGCAACAGCACGAGAUGAUCGUGCCCACGGCGAGUCAAGCUUUGUCUAUCCAGCACCGUCUUUCGCCAACGAUCCUUUCACGCGCACGGCGAGUCCCUUGUUAUCCGAGGAGAGUGAUAGUGAUGUAGAUGAAGAGCCCAUCGACGCCCAGGAAAUCUAUGACCUGAUUGCCACCAUGUCCGACCCUGAGCACCCCAUCACCCUUGGCUCGUUGGCUGUUGUCUCGCUACCCGACAUAUCCAUCAUGCCCACAAUCCCGAACCGUCCGAGCUCGAACCUUCAAACUGUUACUGUGUUAAUCACACCCACUAUCCAACACUGCAGCUUGGCCACCGUCAUCGGCCUGGGAGUCCGCGUUCGGCUGGAGGAGUCCCUGCCGCCUAGGUUUAGAGUUGAUGUCAGGAUUAAAGAGGGGACACAUUCAACAGCAGACGAGGUCAACAAGCAGCUAGCCGACAAGGAACGGGUGGCCGCAGCACUAUGGAACCCGACCCUGCAAAGCUUUAUCAAGAAAAUGCUAGAGACUUGUGAGUGA
Messenger RNA from Cladophialophora yegresii CBS 114405, 603 nucleotides. RefSeq lists its product as uncharacterized. The coding region runs from base 1 to 603 and encodes 200 amino acids. The record is from RefSeq and is a predicted model, not a curated record. Gene Ontology annotation, biological process: iron-sulfur cluster assembly. Lineage: Eukaryota; Fungi; Ascomycota; Eurotiomycetes; Chaetothyriales; Herpotrichiellaceae. The transcript has a single exon.